Messenger RNA from Dioszegia hungarica, 1980 nucleotides. Its product is annotated as putative capsular associated protein. NCBI's taxonomy places the organism in Eukaryota, Fungi, Basidiomycota, Tremellomycetes, Tremellales, Bulleribasidiaceae. Bases 1 to 1980 code for a protein of 659 amino acids. The transcript has 9 exons. The record is from RefSeq and is a predicted model, not a curated record.
AUGGCGAUGCUGCGUGGCCGAGUUCCCGCCUCUCCCUCCUCGUCCAAUAACGACCUCUUACCUUCGCCCCACGAGUACGACUACGACACCUACGAGGCCGACACGCCCACUUCACACUACUCUUCCAAACUUCAUCCGGCACCCACCGUCCCCAACUCCCUUUUGCGCGCAAGUAUAGCGUCAGGACCCGCUUCCGCCACGCCAUCCGCGUCGACCUCGGCGUCACCGUCUUUCGAUAUGGACAGGGAAUGGACAGAUAAGGGGUAUGCCCAUGAGUAUGAGGAGAGCAGCGUCGGAGGCAUGACGCCGAAGAUGGGGAUGGACAGUGGGGGAAAGCCACUGAGUAGGAGAGCAGGGAGUGGGGCGGGUGGGUCGGGAUUAGGGCUUUGGGGCAAGGGGAAGAAGAAGCGUUUAGGAUUACCGCAGAGAGCUUGGCUGGUCCUCUUUGUUCUCGCCUCGCUCAUCAUGAUAUCGAAAUUCGCCUUCCCCUCAGAUCCCUCCCGCUCCCUUCCUUCCCAGACCGAUACCCACGCGCAGAUCCUCACACCCCGGGACUACCUCAACGCCUCUCGCACAGAUCCCGCCCCAUUCGACUUUUGCCCCAUCUUCGGUCCCGGAGAUGCGAUCGCUGCGCGCCGAGGACAGUUUGAGCUGCUCAGGAGCAGGCUGCAUCUCGGGACGGGCGCGAGAGUACAGAGGGUAUUGCAAAAGGCGAUGAGUGGAGGCGCUAUCACCAUGAGCGUGUUGGGCGGGUCAGUGUCGGCGUGCUAUGGCGCAGGAGACGAUCCGAUCUCGUCGUCCUGCUACCCCUAUAAAUUCUUCAAUUGGUGGAACUCGGUCUUUCCGCAUCCUGCCAACGAGCUCACCAAUGGUGCAACAAGGAAGACGGACUCGGCGUACUAUGCGUACUGCAACAGCCACCACAUGCCGGACAAGAGUGAUCUCGUCUUGCUCGAAUUUGACGCCGCGGACCCAAACGAUCCGGAAUGGUUGUCCCACUUUGAGCUUUUGGUGCGCUCCGUACUAGUUCGCCCGGAGAUGCCGGCUGUGAUCGUGCUGGGUCACUUCUCGCCCCAGGUCCAGGCGCAGAAUGGGUUCGCUGGGCCAGAGCUGCUUCAUAAUGUCGUCGCUCAGUUUUAUGACGUCCCACACAUCAGCGUCAAAGGCCUACUGUACGACUCAUACCUCCGCACACCCGAGCACGCCCUCUCGUCCUUCUACAACGGCCCCCUUCAUGCCAACGCAGACGGACACGACCUCAUCGCCGAUGUGCUCAUCUCGUACAUGAUGUCGCAGAUCUGCUCCGGCUGGUCCACUCUUCAGGGCCACGAGUUCUCUGUCCCCGCCAUGGGCAGCGGAGCAGAAGGCGAGGGGUCCUCAUCCGGCGGACCGUCCCUUCUCGGCGGUGUCGGUCUGCGAAAGGGCAUACCAGGCCAAGAUCCAGGAGAUGGCGACUCGGCCGGAUCCGCCCUCAAGCUCCUCUACGACGGGAUGAGGGUCCCGAAUAUGCGCCUGAACGAUCUUCCGAACGACGUGGAGAAGUUCAGAGAAAUUGAGCCGUUCUGCGUCAGCGCGAGCGAUCUGAUCAAUCCUCUCCCGCCAAGUCUGUUCUACGGGAGUGGGUGGCAUACGUACCACCCGCCAAUGAAGGCAAUCACCGAGGACAGGCAUUACUGGUACGCCGAGCAACCCACCGCUCGACUUCGUAUCCCGCUCAAACUCGGCGCCGGUGACGUCGGGAUUUACUUCCUCCAAUCCCCACCAGACAAGCCGCUCGGAGUCGCCAAGUGCUGGGUCGACGAUAACUUUGCGGGAGGCAAGGAGCUGCACGGGACGGCGGAUGUAGAGGAGGUCAUUGCGACGCUAUUCAUGAUUGAUCGGGGUGUAUCAAGGGGAUCACAUUUCGUCGAGUGUCAGUUGCUAGGAGAGGCAGGGGGAUCAUCACCGCCUUUCAAGAUCUUGGGAGUAUUUACGACAUAG